Messenger RNA from Knipowitschia caucasica, 585 nucleotides. The record is from the annotation of a GenBank genome assembly. NCBI's taxonomy places the organism in Eukaryota, Metazoa, Chordata, Actinopteri, Gobiiformes, Gobiidae.
AUGAUGAGAUCCGAAGGCACGUGGGCAUACUUUUUGUUGCGAAGCCUGGCUCUGCUGCGCCACGACUCCGUGAAGCUGAUCAAGUUCGCGGACGACACCACCCUCAUUGGACUCAUCUCCAACAACGAUGAGUCCGCCUACAGGAGGGAGGUGGACCGGCUGGUGUCCUGGUGCAGUGGUAACAACCUGGAGCUGAACGCCCAGAAGACAGUGGAGAUGAUUGUGGACUUCAGGAAGAGCACAGUCCCCCCACCCCCACCCUCCGUGAUGGACUCCCCCAUCACCUCUGUGGAGUCCUUCCGUUUCCUGGGCACCACCAUCACCCAGGACCUCAAGUGGGAGCCGACCAUCAGCUCCCUCAUCAAGAAGGCCCAGCAGAGGAUGUACUUCCUGCGGCAGCUCAGGAAAGCCAAGCUGCCUGCACAGAUGUUGGUGCAGUUCUCCACGGCCAUCAUCGAGUCCAUCCUCACCUCCUCCAUCACCUCCUCCAUCACCUGCUCCAUCACCUGCUCCAUCACUCUAACCCGAGCAGAGAAGGUGAUCGGCCGCAGCCUUCCAUCGCUGCAGGACCUGUACGUCGCCUGA